UCAGUUCACUAGCAAGAAUGGUUUGCAUUCGGUCCUCUUGCAUUCUCUCUUUAACCUUGCUUUUUGCACAUACAGCAGCUGUGUCGGUUAAGCAUCUUUCUAGUGGAAAUGUGCAGGAUGUGGAUUUUGGUGAACCAAAGGAUAUUCCAGAAAUCAAUUUAGGAUUGGACCUCUUUCAAGGGGACAUCCUUCUGCCAAAAUCAAGAAAUGCCCUGAGGAACCCCACUGCCAGGUGGACGUUUCCCAUCCCGUACAUCCUGGCGGACAAUCUGGAGCUCAAUGCGAAAGGAGCCAUCCUCAAAGCCUUUGAAAUGUUCCGUCUCAAGUCCUGUGUGGAUUUCAAGCCCUAUGAAGGAGAGAGCUCGUACAUCAUAUUUCAGCAAUUUUCUGGGUGCUGGUCUAUGGUUGGGAAUCAACACGUGGGACAGAACCUCUCCAUUGGGUUAGGGUGUGACUACAAAGCCAUCGUCGAGCACGAGAUCCUGCAUGCUCUGGGGUUUUACCACGAGCAAUCGAGGACCGACCGGGAUGACUAUGUGACCAUCUGGUGGGAUGAAAUUAUCUCAGGUUAUGAGCACAACUUCAAUACCUAUGAUGACAACCGGAUCACAGACCUCAACACGCCCUAUGAUUACGAGUCAGUGAUGCACUACGCACCAUUCUCAUUUAACCAGAACGAGAAUGUCCCCACCAUUACAACCAAGAUCCCCGAGUUCAACACCAUCAUCGGGCAGCGCCUGGACCUCAGCGCCACCGACUUAGAGAGGCUGAACCGGAUGUACAACUGCACCACGACGCACACCCUUUUGGAUCACUGUGAUUUUGAGAAGACAAAUAUCUGCGGGAUGAUCCAGGGCACCAGCGAUGAUGCAGAUUGGGUCCACAAGGGCAGCACAAAUGCCACACAAGGGGACCACACCCUGGGUGGCCGGUGCACAGGUGCCGGCUACUCCAUGCACUUUGACACAGACGAAGGAGCCUUGGAAGAGGCAGCCCUGCUGGAGUCCCGGAUUCUCUACCCAAAGAGGAAGCAGCAGUGCCUGCAGUUCUUCUACAGAAUGACAGGGAGCCCCUCCGAUCGACUGGUCAUUUGGGUCAGGAGGGAUGAUGGCACUGGCAACGUCCGCAAGCUGGCCAAGGUGCAGACCUUCCAAGGGGAUUCUAACCAUAAUUGGAAAAUAGCCCACGUGACGCUCAGAGAGGAAAAGAAGUUUCGCUACCUUUUCCAGGGCACAAAAGGCAACCCCCAACUCUCGGCUGGGGGCAUUUCCCUGGAUGACAUCACCCUGACGGAGACGCCCUGCCCGACAGGGGUGUGGACAGUGCGUAACUUCUCCCAGGUCCUUCAGAACACAGUGAAAGGGGACAAGCUCUUGAGCCCUCGGUUCUACAACUCUGAGGGAUAUGGUUUUGGGGUGAUCUUGUACCCCCACGACAGAGCAACCUCCAGUGCCUCUGGCUACUUGGGUCUGACUUUUCACCUGUGCAGCGGGGAGAACGAUGCUAUCCUGGAGUGGCCGGUGCAGAACAGGCAGGCAAUCAUCACGAUCCUUGACCAGGAGCCCGAUGUCAAGAACAGGAUGUCCCUGAGCCGGAUGCUCACCACCUCCCUGGCCCACACGUCUGAAGAAAUCAAUGGCUCUGUCAUCUGGGACAGGCCGUCCGUGGUGGGCUCUUACGACAAGGACUGUGAUUGCUUUAGGAGCCGUGAGAGAGGCUGGACCAGAGUCCUCUCCCACCAGAUGCUGCAACGGAGGAGCUUCCUUAAAAAUGAUGACCUCAUCAUUUUUGUAGACUUUGAAGACCUCACCCACCUGAACCGAACAGAAGUUCCAGUGAAAGCUGUAGAUGCAAGGCUGGUCCCUGCAGGCCUUGUGCUCCAGGGACAGGAGCAACAGGUCCUGGGAGAAGGUUCUAGAAAGGCUGUGUUGGAUGAAGCCCCAUCAGACAGCCUGGGCCGACAGAAGCGGUCCAUGGAGAACACAGGCCCCCUGGAGGAUCACAACUGGCCACAGUAUUUCAGAGACCCGUGUGACCCGAACCCGUGCCAGAACGAGGGCGUGUGUGUGAAUGUGAAGGGCAUGGCCAGCUGCAGGUGCGUCUCUGGACAUGCCUUCUUCUACACGGGUGAGCGCUGCCAAGCCAUGCAGGUGCACAGCAGCACCCUGAGCCUCGUGAUCGGAGGCACAGCCACUGUGAUCUUCCUGACCUUCGCCAUCAUCUCCAUCAUUCUCCAAAGGCCAAGGCCGUGACCCACCUUGACCAGUGCCACACUGCAGAGAGGCCUCCUCCACUCCGACCUUCCCUCCCUGCAGUCUGGGAGCCUCUGAGUAGUUUCCAGCAGGCUUACUUCAGAUGGACUCCAGAGACCACGCCUCCUUUUGUUUUCCUGCCUCCGCGUGGUCCUGUUGCCAUGUCAUGUGUUUCUAAUGCACCUGGGAUGUCUUGUGACAGUGUGCAUGCCCCAUGAUCACCUUUGUUGUAGCUAUGAGCUCCAGAAAGCAGGGACUUGUAACCUUCACCGUGCUGCCCUGUGCCCAGAGUGUGCCCAGUGGUACAUGGUGGGCAUCUACUCAGUGGAUGGUGAAUGAAUGAACCAAUAAAUGAAUGAAUAACCCAGAUAAA
Cavia porcellus (domestic guinea pig) is the source of this 2625-nucleotide messenger RNA. RefSeq names its product meprin A subunit alpha (gene Mep1a). Gene Ontology annotation, cellular component: membrane. NCBI's taxonomy places the organism in Eukaryota, Metazoa, Chordata, Mammalia, Rodentia, Caviidae. Gene Ontology annotation, biological process: proteolysis. The transcript has 14 exons. Bases 18 to 2252 code for a protein of 744 amino acids. The record is from RefSeq and is a predicted model, not a curated record. Gene Ontology annotation, molecular function: protein binding; metalloendopeptidase activity; zinc ion binding.